Molecule: messenger RNA, 8234 nt
Organism: Aquila chrysaetos chrysaetos
Lineage: Eukaryota; Metazoa; Chordata; Aves; Accipitriformes; Accipitridae
Gene: KIF16B
Product: kinesin family member 16B
Exons: 24
Coding region: 124-5847 (1907 amino acids)
Biological process (GO): microtubule-based movement
Molecular function (GO): microtubule motor activity; microtubule binding; ATP binding
Source: RefSeq, a predicted model, not a curated record
GAGGGCCAGGCCAGGCCGGGCCGGGGCGAGGCGAGGCGAGGCGAGACGAGACGAGACGAGACGAGGCCGGGCCGGCUGGAGCAGGUGCGGGCCCGAGCCCGAGCGGCCCGGCGGGGAUGAGCCAUGGCUUCGGUGAAGGUGGCCGUGCGAGUGCGGCCCAUGAACCGCAGGGAGAAAGACCUUAAUGCAAAGUUUAUUAUUUCAAUGGAAAAAAAUAAAACGACAAUCACAAACUUAAAGGUACCAGAGGGUGGUACUGGAGACACAGGACGAGAAAGAACUAAGACAUUUACCUAUGAUUUUUCCUAUUUUUCAGCAGACAGUAAAAGUCCCAGCUUUGUUUGUCAAGAAAUGGUUUUCAGAAAUCUUGGUACAGAUGUGCUUAAAUCUGCUUUUGAAGGUUAUAAUGCUUGUGUUUUUGCAUACGGACAGACCGGAUCUGGGAAGUCCUACACCAUGAUGGGAAAUGCGGGUGAUGCAGGUUUAAUACCUCGAAUUUGUGAAGGAUUAUUCAGCAAAAUAAGUGAAAAAACAAAGCGGAAUGAGGCAUCCUUUCGAACAGAAGUCAGUUAUCUGGAAAUUUAUAAUGAACGUGUGAGAGAUCUUCUCAGACGGAAGUCAUCAAAAACUAAUAAUUUACGAAUACGAGAACAUCCAAAAGAAGGGCCAUAUGUUGAGGAUUUGUCUAAACAUUUAGUACAAAAUUAUACUGAUGUAGAGGAACUUAUGGAUGCAGGAAAUAUAAAUAGAACAACGGCUGCAACUGGAAUGAAUGAUGUCAGUAGCAGGUCGCACGCCAUUUUCACAAUCAACUUCACUCAGGCUAAAUUUGAUUCCGAAAUGCCUUGUGAAACUGUUAGCAAGAUUCAUUUGGUAGAUCUUGCUGGAAGUGAGAGAGCAGAUGCCACCGGUGCCACGGGGGUUAGAUUAAAGGAAGGAGGAAAUAUUAACAAAUCUCUAGUUACUCUGGGAAAUGUAAUUUCUGCCUUAGCUGAUUUAUCUCAGGAUGCAACAAAUCCUCUUUCAAAGAAGAAACAAGUAUUUGUGCCUUACAGGGACUCUGUGUUGACUUGGCUGUUAAAAGAUAGCCUAGGAGGAAACUCUAAAACUAUAAUGAUUGCCACUAUUUCACCUGCUGAUGUCAAUUAUGGAGAAACUUUAAGUACACUUCGCUAUGCAAAUAGAGCCAAAAACAUCAUCAACAAGCCUACUAUUAAUGAGGAUCCUAAUGUCAAACUGAUCCGUGAGCUGAGAGCUGAAAUAGCCCGAUUAAAAGCCCUGCUUGCUCAAGGGAAUCAGAUUGCACUCUUGGAUUCUCCAACAGCUUUAAGUAUGGAAGAAAAGCUUCAGCAGAAUGAAGCAAGGGUACAAGAACUGACCAAAGAGUGGACAAACAAGUGGAAUGAAACUCAAGAUAUUCUGAAAGAACAAACCUUGGCUCUGAGGAAAGAAGGGAUAGGUGUGGUGUUAGAUUCUGAACUGCCUCAUCUCAUUGGUAUUGAUGAUGAUCUGCUCAGUACUGGUAUCAUCUUGUACCACUUGAAGGAGGGCCAAACAUAUGUUGGCAGAGAAGAUGCUGUGACAGAACAGGAUAUUGUUCUUCAUGGCCUUGAUUUGGAAAGUGAGCAUUGCAUCUUUGAAAAUCUCAAUGGUACUGUGAAUCUAAUACCACUGAAUGGAGCGCAGUGUUCUGUGAAUGGUAUUCAGAUUUCAGAGGCCACACACCUAAACCAAGGUGCUGUUAUAUUACUUGGAAGAACCAAUAUGUUUCGUUUUAACCACCCCAAAGAAGCUGCUAAGCUAAGGGAGAAAAGAAAGAGUGGACUGCUGUCUUCCUUCAGCUUGUCUAUGACAGAUCUUUCAAAAUCUUGUGAGAACCUGUCAGCAGUUAUGCUUUAUAAUCCAGGUCUUUUCCCUGUAAAAGGACCAAUCUGUCUAAGGCUAGAAUUUGAGAGGCAACAACGAGAGGAGCUUGAAAAAUUAGAAAGUAAAAGGAAACAAAUAGAAGAGAUGGAAGAAAAACAAAGGUCUGACAAAGCAGAACUUGUAAGAAUGCAGCAAGAAGUAGAGUCACAGCGCAAAGAAACAGAAAUAGUACAGCUGCAAAUUCGAAAACAGGAAGAGAGUCUGAAACGGAGAAGUGUUCACAUUGAGAGCAGGUUAAAGGAUUUGCUGGCUGAAAAAGAAAAAUUUGAAGAAGAGAGAUUACGGGAACAACAGGAGAUAGAGCUUCAAAAGAAAAAGCAGCAGGAAGAAAUUUUUGCCCGGGUCAAAGAGGAGUUGCAGCGACUACAAGAACUUAAUCAUAAUGAAAAAGCAGAGAAAAUGCAGAUUUUCCGUGAACUAGAAAAACUUAAAAAGGAAAAAGAUGAACAGUAUAUUAAGCUGGAAUCAGAAAAAAAGAGACUUGAAGAACAAGAAAGGGAGCAGGUGAUGCUGGUGGCUCAUUUAGAAGAACAGCUUCGAGAAAAGCAGGUCAUGAUAGAACUCCUGAAGAGAGGGGAUGUACAAAGAGUUGAAGAAGAGAAAAGAGAUCUUGAGAAUAUUAGAGAAUCUCUUUUGAAAGUCAAAGAAGCCCGAUCUGAAGGUGAUGAAAACUGUGAAGACUUAGAAAAAGCACAGCAUGAUUUCAUAGAGUUUAAAAGGAAACAACUGCAACAGUUGACUAUUUUGGAAAAAGAUUUAGUUCAGCAAAUGGAUCACCUAGAAAAGGAAAUAGCAGAUGAAAAAAGAGCUCUGGAACAAUUAAAAUUUGCACAUGAAGAACAUUUAAAUGUCAAGAGAGAUGAUGAAAACUUUGUGGAUGCUGUAGUCAAGGCUGAGGAAGUUGACAAGAUUAAGCCAGCGGAGUACAGGCUCCAAUCUAAAGUACGCCAGCUUGAGUAUCUGAAGAGUAAUCAUUUGCCAGCUCUGCUGGAAGAAAAACAAAGAGCUUCUGAAGUCCUUGAUAGGGGCUUGUUAGGGUUAGAUAAUACUCUCUAUCAAAUAGAGAAAGAAAUAGAAGAAAAAGAGGAGCAGCUUGCCCAGUAUAGAGCUAGCACAAAUCAACUGCAGCAGCUUCAAGAAACCUUUGAAUUCACAGCCAAUGUAGCUCGUCAGGAAGAAAAGGUUCGGAAAAAGGAAAAAGAAAUACUUGAAUCAAGGGAAAAACAGCAGAGAGAGGCGCUGGAGCAAGCUGUUGCUAAGUUAGAAAGGAGGCACUCUGCUUUGCAACGUCGUUCAACAAUAGACUUUGAAAUUGAAGAGCAGAAACAGAAGCUUGCCACCUUGAACAACAGCUGCAGCGAACAGGCAGGUCUGCAGGCUAGUCUAGAAGCUGAGCAGAAAGCCCUUGAACAAGACCGAGAACGCCUGGACCAGGAAAUUCAGCAACUGAAGCAAAAAAUAUACGAGGGUGAUGGUGGUCAGAAAGGAAAUCAUGGAACAUUAGAAGAGAGACUCUACCAUACUACUUCCCCUACCAGCCCAACAAAGCCACAGCCACCCGCUGCUCCACUAGUUGAUGAUAGGAUAAAUGCCUUUAUUGAACAAGAAGUGCAGAGAAGGCUCCAGAAUAUUCAUCAUAAAGCAGAGGAUAACAAUGUUAGCCUGUCCUGGUCUACAGAAAGUUUAAAGGAUAAUGAGAGGCUUAAUAAUGGCACUGUUCAACGCAAACUGAAGUAUGAGAAAAGUCAACAGUGGCAGCCACAUUAUGGCUUUCCAUUUAUGUCUAAAGAUGGCAAUUGUGCUUCUGAGUUAUGUGGAGAAAACGCAGGAGUAAGAGACCAUAAAAGACAGAAGGAAUAUACAGAGAUGUGGGAUUUCUUUUCCAGUUCUGGAAGAAUGUCCUCCCCUUUUACAUCAGAGAAAGCAUUUGAGAAUGAAAGGGGUAAUUCAGAACAGGAGACCUUUUCUUGUCAUUGUGACAUUGAAAGUAGUUUAAUUCACUCUAAAAAUAUUAAUACUUUAAAGAGUAAGAACGUUCCUUAUCAGAAUGUUUUAUCUACUUCUUUACAAAGUCAUGACUUAAAUAAUGUGGCUUAUUCGCUCUGCAAGGUUGAAAAUUUCCAUCAUUUUGACAAUAAAAUAAUUACUUCUCCAGAUUGUGACAGCUCAAGAACUGAAUCUGAUUGUUCCCACUUGAAACAGCUGUCUCCUGUAGGAUCCUUAAUGGGUGCUAAUGAGCAGUCUGGCUUUAACAGCAUAUCGUGCCUUCUCUUUUCUCAGUCUAAUGUGCAUUCUGAAAUAAUAACUUGUAAAGAAAACAGCCCAUUUAAGACAGUGCACCUGACAAUUGGAGACCAGUCUAGUAAUUCUCAGCUUCCAACACAAAAAGCCUCUGAUUUGAUUUCUUUUAACUCAAUAGUUUCUCGUUUUGAUGUGAGACCAAAACACACUUAUGGUUUGGGAUAUCUUUUCAGUAAGCUUUCUUGCCUUUACGAAGAUACCACUAGUCAGCUGCUCAACAGUACAGUGGUUUCUAAACGAAUUAAGGAGUUGAGAAGUUUGUGUGACAGAAGCGAGAUACGUGCACAAGUGGUAUCAUUAAUAAAAAAUCUGCCAUUUAUAAGAAACCUGCAAGUAAAUGUAUUCUUCAAGUCAGAUGUGAAUCAAGACAUAUCCCACUCUACUGAUGAUUCCAAAGCUCAUACUGAAAUUGUCAUUCAGCCUGAAUCCCCUGUGCAAGAGACUAUCAUGACGUGUGUAAGCACAGAAAUCUCCGAUGCCUGUGCAAGAAAGCCCUCUGAAGGAUUUGCAUGCUGUUGUGAAAACGAAGACCUAGAAAACAGUCUUGUGUUAAGACAGAAAUUUGUGCAUUUUCCUGAUGUUUUUUUGAAGCUUCAGGUCUGUUCUCUGGAAAAAGUGCUGGAAUUUUUGACCUGUGCCUUGCCUCAAAUUUGUAUUAGAAUGGAGGAGUUGAAAGGUAUAUAUUGGCUUGCUGUUGGCAAUUGCAAAAAAACUGAUCCAGAACCUGCUUGCUUGCUUUUGUUCAGCUCCGUUCUGUAUGUUGUUGUUUCUUCAGUCGAACAAGACAACUGCCAGAGUUCCUUGGCCAUGUUUCAUGAGGUUCCCAUCGCCACGAUAAAGGAGAUUCAAGUUGGCUUUGCUGGACAGAGUAUUAGUCUUCUGUGUUCUGCUGAAGAUGGUUUACUCACAAUAUUUACCUAUCACAAACACUUCACUCAAAGAAUUUGCCAUGACAUAAUGAGCAUUUUGAUUUCUACAAUGGAUGAUGCUGUUUAUUUAAAUCACCAGCUCUUGAAAGAUGAUCUGAUGCAGAUUUCAGUUGACUGGACAUCAGAAGUAAAUGACUUAGUUUUUUCAAAUGGAGUACAAUUGUCCUGUAAAUUCAGAACUGUAUUAGCUGAUCUAGUUUACUUACUCCAUGAAAAUAUGGGAAGUAUUAAACCUUUGUUAGGUGACAUUCAUGUAGUGCUGUAUACCACAGUGAAAAUGGACUGUGCUAAGCAGCCUGUGUAUAGAUCUCUAGUUCUUACAAAUACUCAUAUAGGUCUCUUAAGGGAAAAUAAUGUCUUUUAUCCUCCACCUAACUCUUUGGAUGCUUCAUGCCAGCAAUCACAAUUUGACAUCCUUCAGUUGUACAGUUUGAAUGAUAUUCGAUGUGUAGUUUUGCCAGACAAAGAGAAUUUCACAAAAAUUUUGCUUGUGUUUUCUAGAAGGAGCAAGGUUGGAUCUGAUUCAGGAAUUGGUUUUUCUAAAUACUGUGAAAAAGAAAUAAAUACUCAGCUGACAGUCAUCCCAUCAGUUCUUCAAAGCAGUUUGCAUAUCCCUUCAGAAAUCUGGAAAUUAACAUUCAGUUCAAGUGAAGAAGCCAUUUGGCUAAUUAUGCAUCUGACUAGGUGUUGAAAUCCAAAUACGUUUAGAUACAUUCAAAAUAAGAGGCUAAUGAAUAUUGAUAAAUUUUUUUUUUUUUUUUUUUUUAAUCAAUAGGCAAAAGAGUCCUUUAAGCCUGUAAGGAAUACCAUAGAGUAUGUGCACACAUCUUAGCAAAAAUCAUUAUUACUUGAGUGCUUACUUUUUGUGGGUCUCUAAUAUGGUGUACAUAAAUUUCCUUGGGAAAGUGAGGAAAUUAAAUGUUUCUAUCUUAUGUAGUAGGUGGAUCAAAACUAUAAUUACAACUGUGUCUUCUGAUUUCCAUUUUGGCUGUUGUUUCUGGCUCCCUCCAUCUCUUGUCUGUCUUCAUUAAUGUCUUCUCCAUUCCUUCUGGAUUGCCUUUUCCUUAAUCUCUCUGAGUAUCUUUGUUCUUCAUGCUUCUCAUCUGUUUCAUGCUCUUGAUGUCAGUAUUUCAAAACAUCUGCAAUAUCUUUUUUGUCUGACCUGUAAGGUGUGUUUAGGUUCCUAUGGUACGUUCACUGUAUGCUCUUAAUGCUAAGGAUGUUUAUAGCUUUUAUACUUACAAUUUUAGGAAGAAUAGCAUUGACAAUUCUCUUCUGCUUCAGAGUUUUGCAUGAAGGAUUAUUGCACUCUUGCAUUAAAGUUUGCCACAAGUGCAAAAGGAGUUGUGUUUGGCUUAUUCUAAGUGUGUGUUGGCUGAGUUACCAGGAAUUGAUGGAUUUGCCAUAUCUUUUCCCCUGCAUUUGCCCCCUUUGCCUAGAGCCAAGAGAGGUUAGGCUAUGUGGAAGUAGUGAAACAGAACAAGAAAAAUGCAGAGAACAUCCAAUAUUCUUUUUAGAUUUUUUCCCCUGCCCUCCUUUUCUUGCAGGGAAGCCACACAUGGCUUUGUUAAGUCAUUCCUGUUUAUUUUGUCCAAAUAGUUAGCUUGUACUUCCCCACAAUAGAAUAAGUCUCUAUAUUCCCUUGAUGUGAGCAUUUAAGGAAGAUGUGAAAAUGAAUCUGCUUACAGGGUGUAAACAGACAUUGGCUGUGCUUUAAAUAGCAUUUUGACCUUUGGGCAUGCUACUAUACCUGUGGUAAGGCAAAUGUCUUGGGGUUUAUCAUCUGUCUACAUGUUUCUCAUGCUGUUAAAUGGACAGUUAGCAACUGGGGAUAUUGCCUGAUGGAUGGAGUAAAUUUAUCCCUAGAGUUAUCUGCAUGUAAUGUGCCCCUUUUUCCUGCUCACUUCCUAAUGGAGUUGGUGAUGCUGUAAGAUUACAUCUCUUACAGUCUCUUUAAUAUUAUAGUCCAAGAAAUAAUGGAACUAUUGAACAUUAGUAAAAGAUUUCCAUUAGUUGAGGCUUGCCUUUAGCUUAGUACAAGGUUAUUCUUUACCUGUUACCCCUGUCAGAUGUUCAAAUAAUAAAUAAGCUGUUGUCUCCUAUCUUUUGUUUCUUCCCUUGUAAGGGGAGCUGGAUACCUUUUGAAUCCUGUUGCCUGAGUGUGCCAUCUGCCUUGUUUGAGGAAGAUGGUCCCUGGCAGAAAAAACAGUGGUAUCUAAUCUGAAAUUCUAAAUUCUGUAAGCACAUUGCCAGUAGAGGUGCAAUCUUCUACUAGACAGAGUUAGACUUCAGUCUCUCUACUAGUAUAAGAACAUUUCCUGUUUGUUCUUACCAUAUGUUAAGACAGGAUACUGUAAUUCACGUGGGAUUUAAAAAGAAAUAACUUGCAUUGGAUGAGAAGUUGUGUCUGGAAGGAUGAAUGCUGGUUUGGAUAGAGAAUUACAGGGGUUUUUAUCAUAACAAAACUUUCUACUGCCUUAAGGAAGUCCAAAGAUGAGCAAAAUGUGUCACGUUAUUUUGAGGUAUGGUUUUUGUUUUUAACAGAAAAGGUAUACAGGAAUAUCUCGCAGAACAUGGGGUAGAUAGAGUAGUUAUGAGUUGGAGCAUAACCUUGUGUCAGUCCAGUUCAAGACUGGCUCCCUCAUUGGCAUCACCAAGGCAUUUCUUCUGAGCCUUGAUGAAAGUUAACAUUGAAUGACACUAUCUGGAAGGACUGCCUUAAUCACGGCUGUUAAAUGACAGCAAUUUCUGCAAAUAAUUCCUUCUCAGAUUAUAACCCAAAGUUAAAUGUUUGUGCAUGUUGUGUUCCAGAUAACAUCAUUGUCCUUUUUUGUGUUUGUUUUGAAAUCUAACUUGAUGAAUAUUCUGCACUUUUAUGAAGAAAUGACUUCACAGCAAUAUCUUUUAUUCUACUGUAAAUGAAACAUAAUGAUCCAUGUUUAUGACUGUCAAAGCAUUAUUUAAUGUAUUAGGGUGUGUUUUUCCCAGUACUUUGUGUUUGAGAUUAUUUUCCUCUCUGACUAUUAGCUGUUUGUAAUAGUUCUCUGAAAAUGACUGCCAAUAAAUUACGUGUUGACA